AACUGUCUUCUUCAAUGGUUGACUAGGCUGGAGUGUGGCUUUGUAUAUUGUACUUAAAAUGGAGGGAGAUUUGUACAUUACUCAGAGAAAAAGACACAAGUAGCUGGCAUUCUGUUUUUAAUGUCAUAAAUAUUCAUUGACUUACUUUUAAACUCGCAAUAUUUAAUUCAAGCUUAGAGUUUCAUCAUGAUUUUGAAUAAUAAUGUCUUGUAGCCAGCUGAAUUCAGGCUCACAACAAUAAUAACUUUGAUUCUUGUGUUUCCUGUAGAGCUUCACUCUGAGAGCUCUGUAAUGUUUAAGAGAACCUUUUCGCUUCAAAAUAUUCCUCCUCGUUCAAGAACUGUCUUUUGGACCGUAACGUUUAAGAGGAAAAACAUUUCGAAAUGAAGAGUUCACAUGUACAGAUUGAAAACAACUACUUUGUCAAUGUCUAUGUUUAUGUGUUUAUGAAUGGACGGCAGCGUGCAAAGAGUUCUGCUAAUUCCAAAGAAAGACUAGAUUCUCUGUCAUCAGUGUCAUGUGUAGGAGAAGAGGGAAAACUCCUUGUCAAGGGUGAGUUAUCAAACAGCUGCCAGUUGGGGCUCUGCGUGGUGGACCUUUGGGCCGCCGGAGCUCUGCUAUCACUAUUCCCAAGUCAAGUCUUGCUCCUGUUGGAGACUCAGAGAUGGCUUUGGGCAAGCCAGGUGCUAACCCAUCACAACGUAGGCACUAUUUUUGACAUUUUAGCUGCUCUCUCAGGCUGGGCUGUUCUCCCAAAACCAUGGCUGCUAAUUGAGUCUAAUCACAAGGUUACACUCAGGUACAAGUGUUGAGACAAAUAAGUGUCUUGAGCAGCAACAGAACAUGAUCACCCUUGGAAUGGCCAGAACUCAGACCACUCCAUGCAGAGUCUGAUAGAUUAGCCAUGAAAUUUUGAUCACCUCGCACCCCUUUGUUGUACUGAGUUGUGCAUAUAAUUUACAUGAACGUUGAUAGCUUUGAUGCAUGACUGUUGAUAUGACAAAAGUUUACUUUUAGAUAAUAAUUAUCUAGUGAUUAAUUUUCUUAUCAUCAGGCAGCAGUUAUGAUAUUAAAGAAAAUCAUCCACAGCUGGCUGACUACACUGUUUAUACUGUCUUGAUGUAUUCCUUAAUUCUCGUAACUGAGAUCAAAACAAAUGUACCACAAUCUAUGAGAAGAAUUAAGACAUCUAGCUUGGACUUUAAAGAGUUAUAUGCAAUCAAGGCUCUCUGAGGAAAGGAUGCAAGUGAAGAAAAUGAAUAAUAUCGCGAUAGAGAGUCUGGAGUCAAACCUAGAGGUGGAAUGUAGAAGUGGGAAGAAAUGAGAUGGAGGUUUUUUCUACCUUCAGGGUGCUGUGCUGUACAUCUGUUCUACUGUAUAAGUGAAGAAAGUAUUUGUCUAAGGUACC
This is a messenger RNA of Orbicella faveolata, 1408 nucleotides long. RefSeq lists its product as uncharacterized. NCBI's taxonomy places the organism in Eukaryota, Metazoa, Cnidaria, Anthozoa, Scleractinia, Merulinidae. The record is from RefSeq and is a predicted model, not a curated record.